Durusdinium trenchii is the source of this 7329-nucleotide messenger RNA. The record is from the annotation of a GenBank genome assembly. NCBI's taxonomy places the organism in Eukaryota, Dinophyceae, Suessiales, Symbiodiniaceae.
UGCAUUUUCUUUGGGCCUUAGUGACUCACUGAAUCCAUGAUGGUUGGGAAGUCGGCAAGAAUGUGCAAGAGGAGACGCUGCUAAUGUUGAAGGUGUUCUUGGCUGGGCUUUUCCUUGCGAUCCCGUCGCUAGUCCUAGCGCAGGGCACCUUGCAGGCUCAACCAGCGGAAGUUGAGAUAUGCUACAAUCGCAAGCAGAAGAACCUGACAGUUGAUCCCUACUGUGGCAGGAGGUGGGCCGUGAUCAAUGCUCAAGUUAUCAGAGAAUUCUGGGAGGUUCACGAGCUGGAGUUCUAUUGGGAUAGCCAGUGCACACUGCCUUUCCCUCAAGGACUUGCGAUAGCAUCGUCAGUGAUCAGUUCUUUCCCAGACAACAACGAGAAAAUGGCCUGGGACCAGAACCUCCUCACGAAGUGGUCAGCAAAUUGCAGACAAAUUCUUGGAGGUUGUAGCCCAUAUACGCAAUGGGUAGGCAAAAACAUUGGUGAUUCAAUCCCUUUGAACAAAGAGCCAGUGGAAAAGUUUGCUCAGGUUCGCUGCACGAGAAUUUAUCAAUCUCCGAAUGCAACUCGACAGUCCUCCAAGAUUGGGAUUGUUACAUGGGAGAAUGAGAGUCUUUUGAGUUGGCAUGUCAUAUAUGACUACGGUGACUUAGCAGGCGGAGCCUGGCAUACCAGGCCAGCUCGUGAGGAAUCGCUUUGGAGGAUUUGGAAUUUAGAUCCGAUGCCAAGACCGUGGCAAGUGGCAGAAGUGAUGUUCUUUACUGAUCUAUUUUGUGAAGAGGACAAGCAGGCUUUUGGAACUCCGAUCUCGAAUGGUGCAUACUUCGAGGACACCUGCAUCCAGGAUAGGACCUGUGAUCAGUAUGUUGCAAGGAAGGCCUUUGAUGGCAUCAAGAUGCCGGGGUAUCGACUGCCAAGAUUAGAAGGGACAUGGAUUGCCAACUGCGACUUCUGGAACGGAUGUGCGGCCAAAUCCGUUUGGAUUGGUUUGGAUUUUGAUGUUUUGCCAAAGAGAGUUCGAUGCAUUCGUAUCAAUCAGCCUGUGCACGAAGGGUUCUAUGAAGGAUGGGGAACACCGCACUUUACCUCUAGGAUUUUGUUGCAAAGUUGGGAUGGCUUCAAGUGGGAGGACCGGACGGUGUUUUCUGGUUUGGGUCAGGGAGGCUGGAAUGACACGAUGCCAGAAACACACACUGCCUGGCGAAUUGCCAACUUUGACCGGAUUCUGCAAGACUGGAGGGUCUACGAGCUCGAGUUUUAUGACAAUGAGGAAUGUGCUGGUCGACCCAAAACGGGCGAGUCAGUGAAUAGCAACCCUGCAUUGUUGUCUGAUGCUCAAGAAGUGGCCUGCUGGACAGAUCUUGGCAGUUGUGCCAACAAUGCUUUUGAUGGCAAAAUUGUGACGGGCUGGCAAUCUUCAUGUUCCCCAUGUGACCAGCGGAGUGCGUGGAUUGGCCUUCGCUUUCCGAUGGCCACCGAGAUCAAGUGCUUUCGUCUCCUGCAGAGCGAGAACGUGGAACAUCGCACCGAUGCGCUCGAGCUCGCUGAGUGGAUGGGGGAUGCCUGGGAGACCCGACGCUUCGAGUCAGGCGUUGGAGGUGGAACAUGGAAUCGACGCCCCAGCGGCGUUUCGACCAUGUGGCGCUUGCUGAACAUAGUUGAAACAGAUCGUCCUUGGACAGUCACUGGCCUGGCGUUCUAUGCAGAUGAAGGAUGCAACAUUCCUAUUCAUGGAAAUCCCAUUACCAAUGGCAACGAGUUGCUAUAUCCUUCAGCCGAUGCUUUUGAUGAUCAUAUUGAGACUCAGUGGAUUACUAGUUGCACUCCCGCCUUCACAGGUCACCUAGGCUGUAUGGCCAACGCAGCCUGGCUUGGCUUGCAGAAGCAGGAGGCCUUCACAGUCUACUGCAUUCGCCUUUAUCAAACACGUGAACGCAUGAGACAAGCCUCGACAGCUGUUCUGCAAGUUUGGGAUGGCCUGGUUUGGACUCCUUCCAGGGAGCACCCAAUCUUCACUGAGCUUGGAGGUGGUGCAUGGCAAGUGUUGCCGGGCUUGCGCGCGUCGAUGUGGCGGGUCUUGGCGGACCCGAGGCCCGGCGGUCAUGGGGUUGGCAUCAGCGAGAUCACCUUCUAUCGAAAUUCGGAUUGCACGAACCCCAUCAUGGCUUCUAUACCGAACAUCAUGCCAAUUUGCUCGGGCUAUGCCACCUCCCGUGAAGUUGGAGAUAAAACAGGAUACACCAAUCACUAUUCGAAGAUGGGAGAGCUGGUCAGUGCAGAUCCCAUGAUGGCUUUUGAUGGAGAACUGCACACUUUUUGGGCUGACAUCGCCGGAAGCCGCGCAUGGCUUGGCUUGGACUUCUCUUCGCAAGUUGCAGAUGUUCAAUGCAUCAAGGUGGCCUUCCCGGGAAUUCGAUCAUUGCAACCGGCAACAGGGGAGCUGCAGGGGUGGAAUGGGAACACCUGGAAAUCUUUAAAUGCGCCAACAAACAAUGUCUUCAAUGUGGACUCGGUUCUUCUGCUGCCAUUACGAGACUUGGGAGGGCAAGGGUUCCAAAGAAGGCCUGCCCCUGUCUACUCAAUCUGGAGACUGCAAAAUGGUUACGGUAUUUCAGCAUGGAAGGUCUUCGAAUUAGAAUUCUACACCGACCUUGCUUGCCGUGGAGAUCCAGUCGUGGGCGAGCCCAUCAGCUCAGCUGAAGAUGCAACUCUAGCGGAUGACUUUAGUGGCCAUCGCAAUCCACACAAAGCAUUUGACAAGGACAUACUUACUUUCUGGGAGGCACACUGUAUCAACGGAGUUUGCUCCGCAGGGGAAGCCUGGCUUGGUCUCGAUUUGGAUGGAAUAGGGCGAAUCGUCCGAUGUAUCCGCAUCAAGCAGAGCGGUGUGAGAACUCAGUCGGUGAGGAGCAUGACCCUUGCUGCUUGGACUGGCAAUUCGUUCGAACCACAGAGUGAGUUCCACGGGAUAGGUGGAGACACCUGGAAUCGUCGCCCAGUUCCUCCAGACACCAUGUGGCGUGUGGGAUAUGCUGAACGGUCUGAGAAGGUUUGUGUAGGUGCGCAAGAGAGGGGAUGGCACAGGUCUUGGGGUGUCAGUGAGGUGAAAUUCUUUGCAGAUGAUGAUUGCUCCCAGCAGCUCCCGGGGCCCGAUGAGGAUGGUGUAGAUGUGGUUGCCAGUGGCACUCGUGAAGCCGGCAUUGCUCCGCUCAGUGGCACAGGACCACACUUGGCCUUUGAUGGAAAGGAUGCAACCACUUGGACUGCUCAAUGUGGAGCUGGUAGUCGAGCCAAUGAGGAAGCCGAUUGUCGUGCAGGUUUGGAAUGGGUCGGUUUAGACUUUAGUCGCAAGUUCGAAGGUCUUCCGGUCACGGUCCGAUGUGUGAAGCUCACUCAGUCCCGUAGCUCGGCCAGUGACUGCUGCGACCCGGCCAAGACGGUGACCUUGGAACGUUGGAAUGGCACGGAUUGGGCGCCAGCCACGUGGCGACACGUGGCAGAUACCGGUGAAGUCUUUACCAUUGAAGCAGUCUUUAAGAAUGUGGCGCCAUGUCCUACCUUGAGUCCAGAACAAGUCCAGCUAGCACAGAGCGGACAACUCUCCAGCGCCAUUGCUUUAGCACCUGUCAUUGAGAGCAGGAGUCGCAGACAAAGUGAUGUUUGCGAAAUCCCCAAUCCGGGGUCCGUCAAGUUGAUGGCAGAUCGCUUCUGUGAUAAGCAUCCCGUGUGCGGUCAGGCGGGCUUUGUCGGAAACUGUUGCCCCAUUGAAGAGGGCACCUCCCGCUGCUGCUGCAACUACAACGUGAACCAGAAGGUUUUCGAGGAUGAGCUGCUGGAUGAGAAGAUUGCAGAAGAAGCAAGGGCUGGAGCGGGUGUAGGCUUUGAGCUCAUCAUCAUUCAGUCUGCGACAGUCUUGCCCUUCAUCGGAGUGAUGGCAGCAAUGCUUUUCCUCAUAAUCUACACAAUCCCAAAGCCUGCAGCCCAAGCGGAUGGCACAAUCACCUGCCCAGAAAGGAUAUGGUAUCGCAUCUGUGGCCCCACUCACAGGUGGCUCCAAGGAGGUGGCUUGAUACCGACAAUUCUGUUGCAACUGGUAAGAAGGACUCCACUGGAUCGUAGCUGGACGCUGGUUCUGAAGAGGAUUUUACUUCUGCUGCUGGGCUUCCUGGUUGGCUCUAUGCUGAUUUGGGCGGUCUUGUCCUACAUCUUUUCGGAGAUCUUGACCAGGGUUGUGUUGGCCUGCAGUUUCUUCAUCCGCUGGUCCAAGUCGCGAUAUCAUCCCAAGAAUCCAGCUCAACGGAAGCGUAUGGCUCUCGUCUUGGGCUUGCCACUAGGAGAUCCUGAAGGCGGUGCCGUUCUCCAGAUCAAGCCACCCAACGUGGCUGCGAUCAUCUUCGCCUUCUGUGAAACCGUGGUGCAAGGUCUUUUGGGUCUCGUCCAAGCCAUGUUCGAUGUCAUCAUCAUCAGGUUUGCCUUCAUGAGCAUAGGGGCCGUCGAUUUGAGACUCUCAGUCCUCGAUAUUGUGAUCCAGGUACCAAACCCUGGUAUCGACUUGUCUGGCGUGGCAACUCUCCUCUACGAGGUCGCGUCGAUCUUCGAGAGAUUUUACCUGGCCUUGCUUGCCACCAUGUUUAAUGGUACCCCUCGCUGCGAAGGACCAGUCGUAAUUCUGUCUUCAUGCUUCCUUAUUGUCAUUGCGCUUCUGAUGGUGCGCUGGUUGAAUUAUGACUUCUUUGGCCUUCUCACUGCUGCUAAGUACAGCGCGCAGAAGACCCGGCCCACCUUCCAGAAAACAAUGGCUGUUGGAGCGACUGUGGGGGUUCAGAGUGUUUUCUUCAUUGGUAUGCAGAGCCUGAUGCUGGUUUGUACCAGAUCGUUGAGCCUCAUUGAAUUUGACCCCUUCAAGGAAAGCACAGGGUACACAUGUCCUUAUCCAGACGACUACAUCUCUGUCAUGACUGGUAGAAUGUUCCUUUUGGUCAUGGCUUUGAUCAUUGCGAUCAUCACUUUCCUUUGUGCCAAUGGGCACUUUAUGGGCCAAGAGUAUAUUCUACGAGACUUUGGCAAGCAGGUUGAUAUGAAUUUGGGCAAGCUGGACCCUGACAAGAAGUUGGACGGUGGGAGUAUUAUCCGAACGCAGCAAUUCUUCAGCAUGAUCCCAACCACACUGGGUAUUUGGAUCGAUGGAUGGAACGUUAAGGGACUCUUGCUGAAGGAACGCGCGAUGGUCUAUGCCGAGGAGUUACGAGUGCCAACAAUCUGUCCUGACUGUGGAGUUGCCCACGUUCCCUAUUUCGAGCUGAUGAAGGCUUCAGGAAGGCAGCUUAGCUUGGCCUACCAGAUCUUCCCCUUUGGUGCAGUGAUCGGAAAGGCGUGUGAACGUUUCAACAACCCGCCGCUGGUGUAUUGGGGAACUCAGCUGAAGUGCUUGAAUGCCAAGCCCACUGUGGACGGAGUGAAGUCCAUGGAGGGCAGGAAGAUGACGGGUGCUCAGGCAGCCAAGUACAAGGCGCAGCUCUCAAUGGCCAUGAUGAAGGAUAGAGGUGCACCCGGUCUACAAAGAGUGGCAGCAGUGGCCAUGUAUUUCCUCAUGCUCUAUUUCACGGUGAUGUUGACUGACGAGAAUGUGGCUGAAAUGGCCUUACAAAUGUUUGAGCUCUUGACUCUUGUUGCAUACUCCAAGGCUGUUUGUGAGGUGCUGCUGCCAGCUCUUUGCCUUGCUGUGGUGGGGGCGCUUUUGGUCGCAUCUGCGGUAGCUGCCAAGAAGGCGGCGAAGGCUGCAGUGCAACCCUACCGCAUCUCACCGGUCAUUGGCCAGGUGCUGCAUGGGGUGACUGUGGGCUAUUCCUUUGCGUAUUUCCUGCUGGAGGAGCCUGGAUUGGGAGGCAACAUGGGUAUUACUGCCUUUAUUGGCCUCUCAGUGGGUGGAGCACUCUCGGUUCUCUUAGCCAUGGUCUCCUACGCGUUGGAGCUGUGUGACAACUGUGAUCUGGCCGGUGGCCUCAUCAAGGUCUUUGUGGCUGGUGUGGAAAGUGUUGGUGCAGCCAGGGUCUUUACCAGUCGCCUGACCACCACAACUUUCUACCUGGCAAUGGCCAUGCUUGCUGUGGUUUUGGUACCUGGCACGAAUCUGGCCUUCCGAAAGACGCCCGCAAAUCACGACGGUUCUCCGGGCGAAAGCAGCUUGUACCCCUUGCUGGCGACCUGCCGAAUUAUGUCGGGGCCUUUUGGAGUCAUUGCGGGAGUCUACGCUGGCCUCCUGUCAAAUGAUCUCUUGACUGGGAACCUCAACACGGAACUAUGCUUGCUACUCUCGGUGGCCAUCGCCUACGUGGUAGGCAUGGCCUACGGCCUAGCCACAGACAAGAUGUUGGAGAGGCCAGCAGGCAAAUGGAGUGUGGGUGCUGGGACUUUGGCUGCCCUCAGCUGUGGCCUCCUCUUCCACUGGGCAAUUGGUGUGGCUGUGGGCUCCGUUGUUGGGAGUGUGACCGGAGCCCUCAUCGAGCGCCGUGUGAUGAAGGAGAUGGAUGCUACCUGCAUGGAACCUCCGCGCUUCACCAAAGCUCAUGUGGACACUGCCAGCCCGUCUACAGCGGCUGCACUUCUGCCUCUUCGGUGCUGCCAACCGUGGGGACUGGGGCCCACCUCGAACCAGCUGGCAGCUAUGCGGGAUGACAAGGCAGAAGGGACAGCCGUGAUUCACACGAACCUGCCCACGCUUUGCAGGGCAACCACGCCGGGUCAAUUGCCAGGAGCAGAUCCAGGUUGGGAUACAUGGAAGCAGAAGGAGAUGCAGGAUGAGCAGACGGCACUGGCCGAUGAGCAGACUCAAGCGCUGCAAGAUGAGAGGCCUGGUGCGCUCGAAGACAGCCGUGCCGAAGAACAGGACAGCUUUCCUCCAGAAGACCAGGACAGCUUCGCUGAAGCUCACCAUGAUGUUACAUACGACACCUUCGCCACAGAGCAAACACAGAACUUGGGCACGUCACAAGCCAGCUGGAACUCCUAUGGAGAUGUGCCACAAGGAGCUGGUGCGUGGCACCAGAGCCAAAGACCAGCGAAACAGGAAAGAAAGCGGACUUCGUUAGCAGCCUCAGCGCAUAAUGCCAAGGGCAAGUCUCAAAUCCCACCACCUGGCCCGCGUGCGGUUUGGGGGGGAGCUGCUGGCCCCGGUGCCAGCACUGAGAAGAGUGCCGUGGGCGAGAAGAGCCAUUCGGCACAGGUGGCACCUGCUCCGGAUGCCAGUCCGUCUGAGGAGCAGUGACCCGCAAUUUCAAAUAAUUUCAAUAUGUCUUUCCAUAUGCGAGAUGGUCGAAGUUGUGAAGAUC